Molecule: messenger RNA, 702 nt
Organism: Closterium sp. Yama58-4
Lineage: Eukaryota; Viridiplantae; Streptophyta; Zygnematophyceae; Desmidiales; Closteriaceae
Source: the annotation of a GenBank genome assembly
AUGUUGAUUUCUCGUCGCAGUGCUUCUAUCUCCCCUUCGCCGCCAUCGCUUCCUUGCAUCGCUCGCUCGUACCGGCGUCGCAUUGGCCACCGUUGCAUUGGCUACCGUCGCAUUGGCUACCGUCGCAUUGGCUACCGUCGCAUUGGCUACCGUCGCAUUGGCUACCGUCGCAUUGGCUACCGUCGCAUUGACUACCGUCGCCUUGGCCGUCGUCGCAUUGACGGUUUCGCACUGGCCGUCGUCGCAUUGACCGCUGUCGCACUGGCCGUCGACGCAUUGACCGCUGUCGCACUGGCCGUCGUCGCAUUGACCGCUGUCGCACUGGCCGUCGUCGCAUUGACCUCUGUCGCACUAGCCGUCGUCGCAUUGACCGCUGUCGCACUGGCCGUCGCCGACAAUUCCGCCUUCCCCACCAAGGCCACCAUCAACGCCGGCAAAUACGGCGUCAACGGCGCUGUGCAGUACGAGUUUCCUACCAACUGGCUGAACCGAACCGUCACCCCGCAGAAGCGCCGCGUCAAGGUCUACAAUUUUGUGCUGGAAGGGUUGUUGAAAAACGCGGAGAGCAUCACCACGGCUUCGGGGAAGACUCUGAGUGUUCUCGUGAUGGAUAUUCUCAAGGCUCCGCGCAGCUACUACGGGCUUGUCACGUCCCCCUCGUACCCUAACGGCGCCAUUCGUGGGCAGCUCUAUAAGAGCUGA